AAUUUUAAUUCAGAGACUAUUCUCUAUUAAUAAUACUUCCUGCCAAACUUGUCCUAAUUUUCAUGUAUCUUAUAUGGUUUAAUUCAGAAAAAAUACAGAUGCAACCAAAGUUUCAUACUUGUUGACAGAUGUAUUGUUGUUUGGACUUAUAAUCUUGGCAAGGCCUCCUAUAAAAACAAAAUGUCAGUGUCUCACCGUUACAACUACAGUGUAGCUAAAGAUGGAGAACAAAGCCAUUGUCGAUCACGCCGAGGAAUCCAGGUUGUAUCGCCAAAACAAAAUUCAAUUGAAAAGGAGACAGAAGGCCCGUUUAGCACAGAUGACGGAAGUAGUACUGUCGCCGCCGGCGGUUGGAUCAAUGUCUGUGAUUGGAAAGAGGCCUUCAAUGGAAGAUGAGGUUUCAAUUCACCCAAAUCUUUGUGCCCCAGCUAUCAAUCACGCUCGACCCCUUCAUUUCUAUGCUAUUUACGAUGGUCAUGGUGGUCCUCAGGUAUCUGCACUGUGUAAGGAGAGACUACACUUGCUUCUAGAAGAAGAGCUGAUGCGCUCUGGGAACAACGCAUACAUGAUGAAUGGUGGUAGCAGUUUAAAUAGAGAACAGCAACGAGACUGGGAAGCAGCAUGGAGAAGAGUGCUGCAAAAAUGUUUCCUACGGAUGGAUAAAAUGGCUUCCUAUAACUGCGACUGUGGUAGUUUAGGCUACUACUGUUCCUGCCCACCAAAUUCCAACUUAAGUAUGACGGGCUCCACCGCCGUCAUUGCAAUUAUAACAGACCAUAUAAUUGUCAUUGCUAAUUGCGGUGAUUCUCGCGCUGUUCUUUGCCGGGACGGAGUUGCCCUCCCACUCUCCUUCGAUCACAAGCCAGAUAGGCGGGAUGAAUUCGCUAGAAUAAAAGCACGUGGAGGACAGCUUGUUUAUUCUCGUGGAUUACGGGUUCAAGGUGUUCUAGCCAUGUCUCGGGCAAUAGGAGACAAUUAUUUGAAGCCCUAUGUCAUAUCUGAGCCAGAGAUUACCUUCCUAAAAAGGAAUAUAAGUGAUGAGUGUUUGAUUCUUGCGAGUGAUGGCUUGUGGGAUGUUGUAUCAAAUGAAAUGGCGUGUCGGGUGGCUAGAGAGUGUCUUCAAGGAGACGCAAUAUUUUCUUCGCAAAGUGAAUCAGCAGCAGCGUUGCUUACUCGGAUUGCUAUGGCACGGAAUAGCCAUGAUAACAUUAGUGUUAUUGUGGUUGAUUUGACCAGAAAUCAGUAUGGAGAAUCAAGUCCAUAGUACAACCAUACAUGUUUUAUCUUUAUACUAGGAACAAUAUGAUAGUCCAUUCUACUGGAUAUUUUCAGCUUCUUUAAUUAUUAUAUAUACACAUUAACUUUUGUCCAUUUGUCCAUAUUUCACUUCAAAUCUUAGUUGUUUUUUUCUUUCUUUUCAAUAUUGAUCAUGUUGUGCUCAAAAGGUACAAAACUUGCUAAUAUAAUAAUUGCAUUUAGCGA
Messenger RNA from Solanum dulcamara, 1482 nucleotides. Its product is annotated as probable protein phosphatase 2C 75. Gene Ontology annotation, biological process: protein dephosphorylation. Gene Ontology annotation, cellular component: nucleus; cytosol. Gene Ontology annotation, molecular function: protein serine/threonine phosphatase activity; cation binding. Bases 221 to 1264 code for a protein of 347 amino acids. The transcript has 4 exons. Lineage: Eukaryota; Viridiplantae; Streptophyta; Magnoliopsida; Solanales; Solanaceae. The record is from RefSeq and is a predicted model, not a curated record.